AAUGUAAUUUCAAGUGGGCCGGGCUCAAUUAGAAAUAUCAAAAUCACAACUCUUCUGUCUUCUCCCAUUAGAUUUCACGCUCGUAGCUCCGAGCAUCCGAGGGUUCCUAGCCGUGCUGCAACUGCAAGUCUCCGCCUCCACAGCUGGCAACCCCACCAUUCCUGGUUGCUUUGUACGAGGCGUGCAGAAGCACAGGAAGAGUUCACAAGGGCACUCGCACUGUGACCUGGCUUCAGCUUUGCAUGCCAUUGAGGGCAAUUGUGGAGAGUUCUUGGAACUAGGAAGCUAUUGAUUUGAAGCCUGGUCAUAUGGAUGCUUUGUAUAAAUUGGGGUUGGCUUUUCAUCGGCAUGGGUAGGUAUCGGAGGGCUACACCGAGGCUCAGCUAAGAUUUGAAAGGACUUGUGGAAGCAUGCCAUCCCUCCAAACGGCAUUACCUCCUGAACUUGCAAAUAAUGUGAUUAGACUUUAUCGUGAAUGCCUUCGAAGAGCACGGUUUAUUGGUCAUCGGCAACACAAUAUGGAGCUUCUUGUUGAUAUGGUGAGGCAGCAGUUUAAGAAACACAUGCAUGAGACAGAUCCAGAGAAGAUUCAGAAGUUGAAGGAUGAUGCGGCUAGAGGGCUCAUAAAUCACAUGUUAUAUGAGUCAGAGAAGAUGUCUGGCCGUAAAUUUAGCAAGAGCUCCUAAUUUUGUUUAGAAUUUUGGGUUUUUUUCUCAAAUUUUCUGUAGUUUUGGCCGUUAACUAUGUGAUAAAGAUGUAUAGCAGCUUGAGGGCUCCCAAAGGUGCCUUGGUUCUAUGCUCUCACUUUGGGUCAUUAAGCUAUCUUGGUAUUGUGAAAUUUUGCAUUAGGACUUUAAACUGUUGUGUCGAGUUAAAAACUGAGAAACAUUUUAUUCAACAUGAUAUCUACGCGGAGGAUGUAGAGCAGAGAGCAGAAAGAUGUAUUCUUUGAAGGCUUUCCUAAAUUUUUUGAACUUUCUGCA
Malania oleifera is the source of this 983-nucleotide messenger RNA. RefSeq lists its product as uncharacterized. The record is from RefSeq and is a predicted model, not a curated record. Lineage: Eukaryota; Viridiplantae; Streptophyta; Magnoliopsida; Santalales; Ximeniaceae. Bases 411 to 686 code for a protein of 91 amino acids. The transcript is spliced from 6 exons.